AUGCCCGAUUCAAGUCAAACAAAUGAUACCGGUGCUGCUGGGCUCAAUGGCAUCAGUGAUCGCACCCGAGCAAAAUGGGCAGCAGGCUCCCCAGAAGACAUUGCAGCUCUAUUGCCUCCAAUGCUCGACUUGACCAUCGAGAAUAUCACUGAAAAUGUGAUGCAAAUUAACUCAAUGUGCGACAAUCCUCGUAUGAUGUAUCUCAUUACGAAGCUAGUCAAGGCCUCACAUGACUACGUGCGAGAUGUCAACCUGCAAUUUGAUGAGUGGGAGCAAGCCUGGCAGUUCCUCACGCGUGUUGGCCAGAUAUCAACCGAUGUCCGUCACGAAUUUGUCCUGUUGUCUGAUAUCCUGGGCAUCUCGGCUCUGGUAGACGCAUUGUCAUACCCAGCGGUUCCAGGCGCGACGGAAUCUUCGGUGUUGGGGCCCUUUCACGACGAAGAAGCACACUGUUUUGAAAAUGGAGACUCAAUUACUGCAGAGGGAACUCCAGGAGAGCCCACUAUUGUACGUGGCGUUGUACGCGACGUAGAUGGCAAUCUUCUCCCCAAGGCCUUGAUUGAUGUUUGGGAAACCGACGGCAACGGGGUGUACGAUCUUGAAUACGAUGGAAGUCAGGAUCCUAAUUGUCGUGGAAAGAUCUUCACAGACUCUCGGGGUGGUUACCUUUUCAAAUGUGUCAAGCCUGUCGCAUACCCAAUCUCCAAUGAUGGACCAGUCGGGGAGCUCCUGCGCAAGCUGAAGAGGCACUGGUACCGACCAGCGCAUAUGCACUUCAUGAUUAUGCAUCCCGACUACAUGAAGUUAAUCACGGCACUAUACUCCCGCGACAGCAACUUUGUCGAAAGCGAUACUGUUUUUGGUGUCAAAAAGAGCUUGAUUGUCGACUAUAGAUGGUCCGAAGAUUUGGAGAUUGCCAAGCAGCACAAUCUGGCUCCUAUGAAGAGAAAUAUUGAUGGACGGGAGUCCACGGGAUUUUGGUUGCUGGAACAGGACUUUGUGCUGGUGAAGAAGAGCCCUCCAAUUCCC
Molecule: messenger RNA, 1029 nt
Organism: Penicillium verhagenii
Lineage: Eukaryota; Fungi; Ascomycota; Eurotiomycetes; Eurotiales; Aspergillaceae
Exons: 3
Biological process (GO): catechol-containing compound metabolic process
Molecular function (GO): catechol 1,2-dioxygenase activity; ferric iron binding
Source: RefSeq, a predicted model, not a curated record